This is a messenger RNA of Candida albicans SC5314, 669 nucleotides long. RefSeq names its product phosphoglycerate mutase. The record is from RefSeq and is a predicted model, not a curated record. Bases 1 to 669 code for a protein of 222 amino acids. Gene Ontology annotation, biological process: fructose 2,6-bisphosphate metabolic process; positive regulation of DNA repair; negative regulation of programmed cell death. Gene Ontology annotation, cellular component: cytosol. NCBI's taxonomy places the organism in Eukaryota, Fungi, Ascomycota, Pichiomycetes, Serinales, Debaryomycetaceae. The transcript has a single exon. Gene Ontology annotation, molecular function: fructose-2,6-bisphosphate 2-phosphatase activity.
AUGACCUUUGAAAUUAAUGAAAAUCCUGACCCUGAAAUCAUCAGAGUAUUUAUUGUUAGACAUGGUCAAACAGACCAUAAUGUGCAAAAGAUCUUACAAGGACAUUUAGAUACAGAUAUCAAUGAGACCGGUAAGGAACAAGCAGAGAUCGUUGGUAAAUACCUUUCCAAAAUUCCGUUUGAUUAUUUUGUAUCUUCAGAUCUUAGCAGAUGCCAGCAAACGUUGAUACCAAUUUUAUCCCACCAACAAACAAAGACAGUAAAGUACACACCCAAUUUGAGAGAAAGAGACAUGGGGAAAGUUGAAGGGAUGUAUUUGAAGGAUGCCUUAGAAAAGUAUGGUCCUGGAUUCCGUAAUUUGGGGGAAAAGGAAGAUGCAUUAUGCAAGCGUGUUGAAAAAGAAUGGAAUGAAAUUAUCGAGCAAAAUUACCAUAAUGUUUUGAUUUGUACCCACGGGGGUGUAAUUACUAGAUUUAUUAAUUAUCUACAUAAAGAUUUGGGGUACAAAUUAAACAACAAGUUGACACCAGAUAAUUUGAAGGUCCCAUUCAACACCUCGGUUUCAGUUAUAGAUGUUGAGAAGAAUACCAAAAGGGGAGUUAUUCAAGCUUUCGGAAAUACAUUACACUUGGGAGGAAAUUUCGAAGUCAAAGACCAAUUAUUAAGAUAG